Messenger RNA from Amoebophrya sp. A120, 2564 nucleotides. The record is from the annotation of a GenBank genome assembly. NCBI's taxonomy places the organism in Eukaryota, Dinophyceae, Syndiniales, Amoebophryaceae.
CUUGAGUAUUUUGGUUUUUUCAAUCGAAAAUCGCUACUGCCGCCAUUCUUUCUACUAUUUGGAAGUUUAUUUCACACCUCGCACUUAAUACCCCGUGGAACAAUACAAACACUUCCUUUAUUUAAUAGUAGAAAAGCCAGAUGCAAGGCGGCCGCGCUAGUGGUGUUUUUAUUGCUACAUUGUUUUUCCUUACAAAAAGAAAAAGCAAUGAAAUAGCGGCUUUAAUACACUGACACCCCGCCGCCCGGCAUCAUGUCAGCCGCUGCCUCUGCCGCUUCCAGCACCACCACCACCAUGGUGGUGCAGCAAAUCCAGCAAAAAGACCACUUGGAAAAGCAGAAGAAGCAAAGCGGAAUAAAUGCAGCGCUCAACCUGGCCGAUGGUACUCAGCAGCAAGCAACGAGCCCUUUGGAAGACCAACUGUCCAUGCUGACUUUUAUGCUGCAAGACAACGACGAUGUUAUCAUGGAUCUACUACCGCUAAACGCGAAGCAAACCGUCACAAACGACAUGAAAAACAUCAUCCUCACGAUUUUUCGCAGCAUGAUGGGAAGGUUGAAAGAGUACCGGGACGCGUUCAUAAACCAAGUGCAACAGCAUCAACAACAGCAGGCGGGAAUAACUCAUCUUGUUAUGCAGCAGCAAAACCAGCAACAUGGUAUCAACUUCAAAAAUUUCAAACUUGAGCAACUCCACACACUACUAGACAUUUUGUCCCGGCUCUGCGACAAUCACCCAGACUUCGCGGCGCAACUCGCUUCCUAUGACAGUGCACAACCCCCCCUCCCCCUCAUUUGUCAUGCAAAAUACCCAAUCCACCCUUUGCCUGUUGGCACUGUUUGCAUGACAAGAUCUCGCAGCCCAAAUAGCACUGUACUCCAGUGCAAAUUUGUCAUGCAAGACCGGCACUCUUCCUGAUGCUUGUAUUGCCGUUCAUGCUAUACAAAUGAGGCAGAGGGGGAGUUGUGCACUGUUAUACUUCCGGUGCGGAAAUGAACGCAGCGGAUCACACCACAGCUUCGAGUACUUAUCAAAUGCAAAUAUGUCUGGGUCUGGAAACUUGUAAUGCUAAAAGUGAAUGAUAGAUGCGCCGCAAUACGCAGCUAUGCAUGACAAAUUUUGUAGUGGCUGCCAUGUCUUACGUAUUCCGCAAGGCAAGCUGCCUUUUCGCAUGACAGUUAGGAUGGCUCUUUCGUGCCUAUGCAACACAGAUUCUCGAGUCAUGCCAGACAAGCAUGACAAACUUGCACUCUUCCAGACCCAGACAUUUUUGCAUUUGAUAGUACUGGCAGCACGAACUCGAACCCAGCCGGAGACAAGAUCAUCUACCAUGAGAUAAUCCUCUCGUUGACAAAAGCGGUGUCUACCCUCGCGUCAACGACGCCCACGUCAACUUUAUCAUCCCCGUCUGACUUGAGCAACAGCAAUACGAUGAACAUGAACAAUGACACCAACGACCAAGACGCGCAGGACGUGCUGUGGCGGUUGACAUGGUUAGUCUUAUGCUACAAGGGACUCCCAGGGGUUACGGAGUUGCAGGACCUUCCCGGGAGCCCUGCCAUGUCGAAUUUGACGACAACGCAGGCGCUGCGGUUGUACUAUAAUAUUUGGUACAAUUUGUCCAAUAAGACGAAAAGGCUUCCCGCCAGUGCCCAGCUCCACGAUCAAAACUCGUUGACCCACGGGAAAAAAUUGGUGGCGAGCAUGCUGGAAAAGAUGUUCCCGAUCUUGGACUCGCUGUUUCGAGAUUUUGAGAUGUUCAAACCAGGAGGUAAUUUUUCUCAGACCGGUGGUGUUACAAGUACAACUACAGGGAACAACAACAGUCUUCAGCAUCUUUCAGGCGAAGCACGGGAGAAGAAGCUCGCUCUGGACAAUUUGGAAGCGAAUAUUGAGUAUUGCCAGCAGCUACUUACCCGGGUUUUGGACUUUGCCACUGAUGUUUUCAAAAAGGAAAACAGCGAAUAUUUCUUGAAUAUCUACGACGCGGGUCGAGAUUGGCGACAUUUGGAAGACAAUCAUCGGCAAAGGGUACAAACGGAAAGGUUGCAGUUGAUGAUAUUGCUCGUGCGUUUGUUUUAUGCAAUGCAAUAAAAGUAUCGUACUAGUAUAAAUCGCAUGACAAAUUUGCUCAGCAUGAGAAAUAAGAUUUGUCAUGCUGUUUUACCUUGGAAAGGAGAUUUGUAAUGCAUGAUUGCAAUUAAUACUACGAGUGCGAUACUUUUGCACUGGAUAUGUUUUGUGGAUGAGAACGUAGUGAAGGUGAUUCUCAACAUUGGGAAACGGCUGGGACGGCAGAUCGUGUGACAAGGAACAUGAUGAUUUGGUAUAGCGAGCAAAAUAGAAAACCAAAACGAAAACAGGUGCGUAGCGGUCGCAGAAGACUUCUACGAACAAAGAAUUAAGUAGAUUGAGUACAGCGAUGAAGAACAUGAAUUAGAGUAAAGCAUUUAAACGAUCCAAACAUGAUGUAACGCAGUAAACGUUGUUGCUAGUAGGAUCCACCUCCAGAUGUGGCUCUUGAUACUUACCCAUUCUCCCAAAAAGAAGUCUUGAAGUUGUAU